Messenger RNA from Amaranthus tricolor (Joseph's coat), 2516 nucleotides. Its product is annotated as mitochondrial Rho GTPase 1-like. The transcript is spliced from 15 exons. Gene Ontology annotation, biological process: regulation of mitochondrion organization; small GTPase-mediated signal transduction; mitochondrion organization. The coding region runs from base 227 to 2161 and encodes 644 amino acids. The record is from RefSeq and is a predicted model, not a curated record. Gene Ontology annotation, molecular function: GTP binding; GTPase activity; calcium ion binding. NCBI's taxonomy places the organism in Eukaryota, Viridiplantae, Streptophyta, Magnoliopsida, Caryophyllales, Amaranthaceae. Gene Ontology annotation, cellular component: mitochondrial outer membrane.
AUCAAAAACAUUAGCGGCUUCAAUUACUUUAGUCUUCCUUCCUCAAUCUUGAACCUUCUCUUUCUAUCUUCUUAUUCUCCAAGUUCAGUCACCGUUUCAAAUCAUAUCCCCAAUUUUAAUUAGGGUUCUUCUUUCUCCCUUCUUCUCAAUUACUCCAAUUUCCUCUCUCUUCAAAGUCUGAAAGCACAAUUAUUUUCUUCACGAACUCCAUAACCAAAUUGAGUUGAUGUUCAUGGCAAGAUCUUCAUCUGGCAGCAAAAAUGGCAUUAGAAUUGUUGUUGCUGGUGACCGUGGAACUGGAAAAUCCAGCUUAAUUGUUACCGCCAUUUCCGAAACUUUUCCCACGAAUGUUCCUCCGAUUUUGCCGCCAUCUCGUCUUCCUGACGACAUGUUUCCUGAUCGUGUUCCUAUUACUAUCAUUGAUACUUCCUCUAGUGUUGAGCAGAGGAACAAAGUUGGAGAGGAGAUGAAACGUGCUGAUGCUGUUGUGCUUACUUACGCAUGUGAUCGUCCUGAGACUCUUGAUCGUUUGAGUACUUAUUGGCUUCCUGAGCUUCGCCGAUUAGAGGUGAAAGUUCCUGUUAUCGUUGUGGGUUGCAAGUUAGAUUUGAGGGAUGAGCAACAACAAGCUAGCUUGGAGCAAGUGAUGUCUCCAAUUAUGCAACAAUUUCGUGAGAUUGAGACUUGCAUAGAAUGUUCUGCAUCCAGACAUAUACAGAUCCCAGAGGUUUUUUACUAUGCCCAAAAAGCUGUACUUCAUCCUACAGCACCGUUAUUUGAUCAAGAGACUCAAACAUUGAGGCCUCAAUGUGUCAGGGCACUGAAACGCAUAUUUAUAUUGUGUGACCAUGACAAGGACGGCGCUUUAAGCGAUGCAGAAUUGAAUGAUUUCCAGGUUAAAUGCUUCAACGCUCCUCUCCAACCAUCUGAAAUAACAGGAGUAAAGAGGGUUGUGCAAGAAAAAUUACCUGAAGGAGUGAAUGAACGUGGUUGUCUCACUUUGAGAGGAUUUCUAUUUCUUCAUGCCCUUUUCAUUGAAAAAGGGAGGCUGGAGACAACAUGGACUGUCUUGCGGAAGUUUGGAUAUAAUAAUGAAAUUAGGCUUGAUGAGGAUUUUCUUCCACCAUCAUUCAAACGAGCGCCUGACCAGGGUGUGGAACUAACAACGGAAGCUGUUGAAUUCUUGAAAGGAAUCUUUAGUAUGUUUGACAAUGAUAAUGAUGGGGCUAUCCACCCUGCAGCUGUGGAUGAUCUUUUUUCUACAGCACCAGAUUGUCCUUGGAAUGAAGUUCCAUACAAGGAUGCUGCACCAACAACUGCAUUGGGAGGUUUGACAAUGGAUGGGUUUUUAUCCAAGUGGGCCCUCAUGACUCAUCUUGAGCCAGCAAAGAGUGUGGAGUAUCUGAAGUAUAUUAUGUAUAGUGGAGAUGCUGCUUCUGCUAUUCGUCUAACUAGAAGGAGACGUACAGAUCGUAAGAAGCGUCAAUCUGAGAGGAAUGUCUACCAAUGUUAUGUCUUUGGACCAAAAAAGGCCGGUAAAUCAGCAUUGUUGGAUGCUUUUUUGGGAAGGCCCUUCUCUGAUAGCUAUGGUGCAAAUAUCGAAGAGCGAUACGUUGUUAAUGUUGUAGAAGGGCCCUCGGGAAGCAAGAAGUUCCUCAUUUUGAGAGAGAUACCUGAAGAUAAAGUGAAGAGCAUACUUUCUGCAAAGGAUUCUUUAGCUGCUUGUGAUGUAGCAGUUUUUGUAUAUGACAGUUCUGAUGAACUAUCGUGGAAGAAGACUGCUGAACUGCUGUUGGAAGUUGCUGGACAUGGAGAAGAUACUGGGUACGAGGUGCCUUCUCUUAUUGUCGCUGGUAAAGAUGAUUUGGAUCCAUAUCCUAUGGCUAUUCAUGACUCUACUCGGGUUAGCCAAGAUAUGGGUAUUGAUGCCCCGGUGCCUAUCAGUGCCAAAUUAGGGGACUUCAACAACAUAUUCCGUAGAGUUGUGGGUUCGGCAGAGAAUCCUCAUUUGAGCAUUCCUGAGACUGAAGUCGGAAGAAGCAGAAAACAAUAUCACCGUCUUGUCAAAAGCUCUGUUACUGUUGUUUCAGUUGGAGCUGUUGUUGCCCUUGCUGGAUUAGCGGCUUACCGAAUUUACGCAGCAAGGAGAAAUUCCAACUGAGCAAAUAGAUAUGAAAAUCCAUUUCAUGUCAUAUUUUUCCCUCCUUACCAUAUUUGUGCCCGCGUAUGGGUGCCUUAUAUCUGACAUUUGUAGACCACCCAUUUUAUAGUAGGUGAAAAUCUUAUCUAUAGGCUUUCAAUUUCUACAUUUUGGAUGCUGGGUUUUAUGGUAGUGUAUAGUUGCUCUAAAUGCCAAAUGGGUACUGGUUUGGUGCACAAUCAGUGCAAUAAAAUUUUUGCCAAAAGAUGUUAUUUUGCAUUGUUAAGUAGAGAAAUGCUUUUGAUUUGAUGACAUUUUGUAUUGCCAUGGCAAUGGGUUUUUAAUGUUCAAUUAUUAGACGCAAUUUUUGAUGGAA